Messenger RNA from Gekko japonicus, 5424 nucleotides. RefSeq names its product A-kinase anchoring protein 11 (gene AKAP11). Gene Ontology annotation, molecular function: protein kinase A binding. The record is from RefSeq and is a predicted model, not a curated record. Gene Ontology annotation, biological process: intracellular protein localization. NCBI's taxonomy places the organism in Eukaryota, Metazoa, Chordata, Lepidosauria, Squamata, Gekkonidae. The transcript is spliced from 7 exons. Gene Ontology annotation, cellular component: cytoplasm. Bases 31 to 5424 code for a protein of 1797 amino acids.
UUGAACCCUUCAUUUAAAAACUAACAAGCCAUGGAAGGUGUUACUAGGAUCCAAAGUCAUCAAAGGGAGUCCAGAACAGCAAUGAAAAAGAGUUUUAGCAACUGUGCCUUGCCUCCUAUGAAGGUGUGGUUGCAAAGCCGAAAAGAAUUAUGCACAGUCUCCGCAGGAGAGCCGGAGGAGGAAGGCCGGUUCAAUGAGGUCACAUUUCUGUGCUUUGCUGAUGAGACAGCCAUGGCUCCUAAGGAAUGUGCAGCCAUGUCUGUGGAACUCCUGGAUCUUCUGAAAUCACUUCACUUGUGCAAUUUAAAUGAAAAUGAAGUCAUUUUUCUGAAGGACGUACAUAAACCAUUAGAGACUGGUGGUGUUCUUAAUCAACAGAGCUGCCACUCGCAAAUGCUGUGUGUGAUGAGACUGACUCCUUCCCGUCCAAGACUCCGCGUUGAUUCCCUGUUCACUUGGCUGAGCAAGUGUGCUGCUGGUAUGAGAUGUGCCGUGGAAACCUCUUCAUUGCAAAAGCAUAUAUCAAACAUACCACAUACUGAGGAUGAUGACACUAAUAAUUCAGUGUCUUCCAUUGAGGAUGAUUUUGUGACCGCUUUGGAGCAUUUAGAUGGAGAUGAGCCAACAAAGACGUUGAACCCCGACCAAGUGACACCUGAGAAACCCCUCCAGGAUUCUGCUUCACAGACCGCCGUUGCUCCUCACUUAGACUCGGCUGAUCCAAGGAUCGUUAUUAAGCCACCUCCUAAACCGUCAGCUCUUCUGCUUAGCAUCUCGGAACUUAAAGGACCAUCACCCUCUUCUGUAAGAUGUUCCGUCACAACUUCUGCUUCUGAUCCUGGGCGACAGAUGGAUUUUUUCAGGCCCCCUAAUUCUUCUCGUCAGAGUGUUAACCUUUUACCUAAAACACUGUUUUCUUCCUCUCCGGCUGAAUCCUCAGAGUCAGAAUGUUCUAGCCCAAGCCCAGUUAUUUUCUUAGAUGAAGAAGGGUAUCAAAGAAGUCUCAAGGCAAAGCUUCAGCUGCCAAAAAUCCCAGUAAUGAAGGGUGGUGUCGAAGACUCAGACUCUGAAGUGAGUGAAUUUUUUGAUAGUUUUGACCAGUUUGAUGAACAAGAGCAGACUUUGCAAAGUGGCUGUAAAUUGUCUCAGGAUCCCACUGUAGGUCACUUAGCCCAAGAGAAAGGGAUUUCAUGUAAAAAAUCAAGCUCUGCGCCAACCGCAAUGAAUCCCCAGAAGUUCAAAUCUGAUCAUCCUGCUCUGCCAGCCGAUGUAAGGAAGCCAACUCCCCGCAAACCAGAGUCUUCAUAUAGUAAGAAACUUUUGGAUGUCCCGGACUCCCCCCGUCCAUUGAGAACGUCAGGGGAGGAUAGUGGAGGUUUGUUCAGCCCGAUCAGAUCAUCCGCUUUCAGUCCAUUAAGCAACUGCCUUUCAUCAGAGUGCCUUUGUCAGCUAGGCGAUAGUAGAGAUGCCGUUAGUCAAAAUCACAGUUUACUUUACCAUACAUAUCCAGAUUUUGCAAAUACUGUUUCCUUUGAAAUUCUAGGUUCUGUCUUUAAUUCUCGUGCUUCAUCAUUACGUAGAUUCUCUCGGGAGCUUUCCAACCAUAAUAGAAUUGUCUCACAAGAAGAAAAAUUUCCCGUUGCAGAGAUCAAAGGAGAUUGCUCUAGUAAAGGGCUAGAUAAGAAAAGCAGAUCUAAACAGAAAGCACUAGUGAUUAAAGACCACAUCCAGAAAUUUGCAUCAGAGCUUGUUGAAAAGAGUUUUGGUCAUGCUUUUAAAGACCUUCAAAAGGGUGUUUCUUCGUGUACUAAUGUCCUCUGUCACCUGGCUGCCAAGCUGACUUCUUCGGCCUUUCAGAUGGCUUUUUAUGAGAUUAGUAGGCAACGAGCCUUUUCACUGAAGCAGAAAGCCAUUGGUGGGCUAGCAGGGUUUUUGGUGAGCGAAGCAGUAGCAGGUGCUUUAAAAGAACUGCAGUCUGUGAAGCAACAACUGUUUACCAACACAGUUGCAAAAUUUGCAGCUGACCUUGCAGAGGAGCUCGUUUUUGAGGGGAUCAUGGAAGUGUGCCAGUUUUCUCACCCCUCAACACCAGCUGCUUCUCAGAACGGGUCCUCCCACUAUGACGGCAAAGUCGUACAGUCCUAUGCUGAUGAUUUAUCUGAUUCAGUUAUUCAGGAGGCUUUCAUUGAGUUAUCCCAGGUUGAUGUGACCUUUACAACUCAAGCAGCAAUUAGUGUUUCCAUGAACAACAUAAAAUAUGUUAGUUCUGAAAGUAUUUGGGAAUCCACACAGACCUCCAGUGCUUACUCAGACUUCCAUGAUAAAGUACCACCAGUAGCCUUGAAUCCAGUACAGGAAUUCAGAGAGGAAUAUACCAUCCAUACAGCCUUGUUCUACACUUCUGGCAUUGCCAGUUCCGUUCCAGUGCCCGUAGCUGGAAGUGCCCUCUGUCAGAACCAGAUUUUAACUGAUAAUGCAAAGAUGAAGAACCAUUCAGCAACAAAUGGCCACGGGAAAAUGUGUAAAGACUCUGCAGAAUUGAAUUAUGGAACAAAAAAGAGACAAGAGGAAGUGACAUCUUUAAGAAGUAUUUAUCUGACAUCAGGUAACAGUCCAGGUAGUGCAUGUGAUACUCACAUUUUAUGUAAGCAAGGUGACGGCAAACAAGCAAAUAAUUCUGAAAUCGGCAACAUUUCUCACUUAAGUAGGAUGCCAGCCAUCAGUGGUUUUUCUGGAACAAUGGUAGAUAUGAUAGUAACUGAGGCUUACGAAGCAGUAACUUCUUCAAAGGUUUCUAAAACAUCUGAGCAUUAUACAGAUAUCUUAAGAACUGAGAAAAUGCCAUAUUUACAGUGCAUUGGCGAAGACACAUGUAGGAAUGUAUUUGCUAAUUACUUGGCCAAGCGACCGGUAAAGCAGUCUGUAGAAGAAACUAAGUCUCCAUGUUCUGCUACAAGUGAGAAACUGGCAUAUUGUGUAGGAUUAGGAAGUAAUAAAGAAAACAGUAAAGCAGAAUUGCAUGGUACAACAAGUCAGCCUGGGAAGAAGAAGAACAGUGCUCCAGUAAUUGUGGGACAGCAGCAGAUGCCCCUAAAUAGCUUGUCUACAUUUCAUGUAACUCCAGAUUACUGUAAUAGGCAUUUGCUUUCAGGGUCUGAGGACUGUCUUCAAGAAAAGAAGUGGCAUGUUGGUUGCAGGUUUUCAACAUGCACAAGCCCUUUUUGUUCUGGGACUUUUGUAAAGCCUGCUGAUGAGUUUCCAGAGACAGAAAGGUGUUCAGCGAGACCGUCAGGUAAUCCACUGGGAACACAUGACACGCGCACAGCAGCAGGGUGCUCUGUGUGCUGUCAAGAAAGCAUUUUUACCCUUCCUUCUGUGAUUCCUAACUGUGAGGAUACAUUUCAUAUGGAACAUAGAUCAAGGAUGAGAGAGGGAACUCUGGGUGUGGUCCCAGACACACCACCCCCAACACCUUUAUCACCCUCUCCGGCUAGUUCUGAGUGGAAUUUAAGAAACCUAACAAAGCAGCUUAAAGGUGAACUAGCAAAACAGUUUGCUCCUGCUACUCCUCCUUCUACACCUUACAGAUCAGAAGUGGAUGGUGCGUAUGAAAAUGAACAUUAUUUCUUAGAAAAGGAAGAGUUCAUGCUGAAACUGAUGCGGUCUCUUUCUGAAGAAGUUGAAAGCAGUGAAGACGAGUCUAUUGAAGCUCUGGCUGAAAAAGUUAGAGCAUCGAUUAGGACACUAGCGUAUGCAGACCAUCUGGCCACGCGUAUCGUUUCCACAGCCACUGAAAGGGCUGCCUCACAUUUAGAGAAUGGAACAGUUGAAACAAGAAAUAAUUUCCAGCUAAAUGUGGACAGCAAACGAUCUGGGUCUGCUGCAUGCAUGAACGUUCCAGGAAAAAAUGUACGUUCCUUGUGGAUUUAUGCAAGUGAUGUGGCAGGCAAGGUCGUUAGUGAAGCGAAGAAAGCAGUACAGUCAAGGCAUUGCAAACGUUUGAGGCUGAAGCAAGUGAAUCGUCAGGCUGACCAUCUUCAUCUUAAGAGAAACUGUAAUGAAUGUUGGUCAAAAGGCAAAAAGUUUCUCUUGGCGGACCAGCAGUCGAAAGACACAGAUUAUUCUGUACUUUCUUUACCCCAGAGUUCAGAAGCUCCUGGCUUGACCACCAAAUUUCCAAGUUGUGAAAGUGUAACAGAUGAGUAUGCAGAUCACAUUAUUCGGAUUCUGAAAAGAGAAGGUGGUCACAGUGACUUAAUAAUGGAACAAUUUGCCAGUAGACUUGUUUACAGAUCUAUAAAAUCUGGUAUGCAGCAAGCUGCCCGUAAACUUAAAAUGAAGUAUAAUAGACAAGUCGCUCCUGAUCAGAAUUUGCAGUUAAACAAUAUACUUGAUCCAUUUGAGCUAGUAAACAAGGAAGCAAGGAAACAGAAAAGAAAAAAUAUACAUCAUUUUGAAAAACGAGCAUCUGAAAGCAAAUGCAGCACAGGGAGAACUGAAUAUCCGAAGUUAUUAAGUUUCUCAGAAUCCCUGGCCUGUAGCAUAACCUCUGAUGUCAGAAGAAAAUUUAAAAUGUCAUCUGUUUGCUUGCCAAAAUCCUUAACUGAUUCUUGUUUGUAUAAAAAAACCCAAGUCGGUGCAGUCACAGAUGAUCUCAAGACAUUCUCUAAAACCCGGUCUCCUUUAUGUUGCAAACAAAAACUGUAUCAUAGCACAGGCAGUUUAAAUGAAUGUGCUUACAGAGAUAGCAUUAUUCACACCAUAGAACAAUAUGCUAGGAAGAUAGUUGAUGACACUUUAGAAGUAAGCUUGGAAUCUGCUGCUCUCCAAACUACUGGAAACUGGACUAGUGGAGAAAGGUCAACAUAUGCAGAAAAGCUGUCUCCAUUUUCUGCAACUGCUUGCAGAUACUGCUGUAUGAAGGAGCAUCAGUAUUGUGCUGGAAGCCCAUCUUUGUACCUCCCUGGACAAGAGCUUCAUUCCAAAAGUGGACAGAUUUCAUACUCAAGACUAAGUGGCAGCUGUCAAAAAUCUCACUUUCUUCACCUUGAUAUUCCUAAAAUUCAUAUAAAUAUGGAUGAAAAGGCAGUAUUUGCUGAAAAAGUGAUUGCUACCAGUUUUGACAAAGCAGAGAGGCAGCUUAGCAACACAAGUUUGGCAGCUGAUAGUGGAAUUGGCCACGAUGGAAUCAGCUUUGCAGAAAGUCUUACUACAGACAUCAUGACUUCCUGUAUGACAAACAUUGGUCAGGCUGUCAACAUAAGCUCUCCAGGAGAAGAGGGCUUCCGUGCGGCUGAGUCCGUGGCCAGCCAGCGGAUGAGUCUCAGCACAGGCGAGGACAGCACCGGCAGCUGGUCCAAUCUGAGCUUUGAAGACGAGCAGCCCGAUGAGAGCAGCAGCUUUCUCCACCUCAGCGAGAGGUAA